GUGUACAAAGGCCUCGACAUCAUCACCGCGAAAGUAACGAAAGCAGAACAGUCGAUGGUGCCACAUCACAUGCUGAAUAUCGUAGAUCCUCUGAUCCCAAAUUUCACGGUGGUCAAAUUCCGGGAUAUGGUUAUACCCAUUAUCGACGAUCUCCUGGCGAGGAAGAAGCUACCGAUCAUCGUCGGCGGCACCAACUAUUAUAUAGAGUCUGUUCUGUGGCGCGUUCUCAUGGCGAAGGACGAGCAGGUGGAAAGUAGAGAGGGAGAGGAUGAUGUCGAAGACGUGUCGCGUUUGAAAAAAAUGAAGAUCGAAUUGGAUCGAUUCAGCUCGAUAAGCAACGAUCAGUUGUUCAACGAGUUGAUGGAAGUCGACCCGGAAAUGGCCAACAAACUUCAUCCUAACAACAGGAGGAAGAUCAUUCGAUCCCUGGAAGUGUUGAAGCAGCACGGCGUGAGACACUCGGAACUGCUGAAAGCUCAGAGGGCAGCCGGUGGUUGCGGAUUGGGCGGUCCUCUGAGACACCCCAAUUCUGUUCUUUUAUGGCUCCGGUGUGACCAAAAAGUCCUCGAGACGCGGCUGGACAGCAGGGUCGAUGCCAUGGUGGAGACCGGUCUGGUGCAGGAACUGCUUGACUUUCAUCGCAGAUACAACGAGCAACGGAUUAAGUCCAACACGUCAGCCGAUUACACGACGGGCAUCUUUCAGAGCAUCGGCUUCAAGGAGUUUCACGCUUACCUCGUGCUGCCCGAGGAGGAGAGGCGAGAGAAAAAGGGCGAGGAACUAUUGGAAAAGGGUAUUGCUGAUCUAAAACUCGUGACGAAGAAGUACUCGAAAAAGCAAGAACAGUGGAUCAUGAAUCGUAUAAUGCGUCGCAGCGACAGGCAGGUGCCACCGGUUUAUGCACUGGACUGCACCGAUGUAAAUGAAUGGAACAGUUGUGUAUACGAGCCGGCCGUGGAAAUAAUCGAAACUAUACUAAGAGGAGAGAAACCUGAGCAGACGCCUCUGAACGAAACUGUUGAGAAUCACAAAUUUUCCGACGCCAGUAACGAAGAAAGGCACUAUUGCUCUGUAUGCGAGAGAGUGUUCAUUGGCAAUCAUCAAUGGGAUAUUCAUCGUGCUGGUCAGAAACAUAUGAAAGUGCUGAAGAAAAAAAGGAAAUUGGAGCAGCAACAGAAACAGAAACAGAUCGAAGAGAGUCCAUGA
Habropoda laboriosa is the source of this 1206-nucleotide messenger RNA. Its product is annotated as tRNA dimethylallyltransferase, mitochondrial. Gene Ontology annotation, biological process: tRNA modification. The transcript is spliced from 8 exons. The annotation marks the transcript as partial. The record is from RefSeq and is a predicted model, not a curated record. Gene Ontology annotation, cellular component: mitochondrion. Lineage: Eukaryota; Metazoa; Arthropoda; Insecta; Hymenoptera; Apidae. Gene Ontology annotation, molecular function: tRNA dimethylallyltransferase activity.